AUGAGCAAGACGGCGUCCAUCAGUAUCAAGGACAUCAAUCUCAUCCCUAUUGGAUCAUCCCAUCCUACCAUGUUCGUCUACGGCCUCAAGAAACGCCUGAAAGCGCUUAAAAAAAUAUGGGGACCCCUCAUGCCGGCCAAAGAGCACUUGGACGAUGAGUACAACUUUCCUCCAGGCAGGUAUGCCGGCCAGAAUGACGACAACUUAACUCAGCCAUGGUGA
This is a messenger RNA of Penicillium angulare, 222 nucleotides long. RefSeq lists its product as uncharacterized. Lineage: Eukaryota; Fungi; Ascomycota; Eurotiomycetes; Eurotiales; Aspergillaceae. The transcript has a single exon. The record is from RefSeq and is a predicted model, not a curated record. The coding region runs from base 1 to 222 and encodes 73 amino acids.